This is a messenger RNA of Spinacia oleracea (spinach), 516 nucleotides long. RefSeq lists its product as uncharacterized. Bases 1 to 516 code for a protein of 171 amino acids. Lineage: Eukaryota; Viridiplantae; Streptophyta; Magnoliopsida; Caryophyllales; Amaranthaceae. The transcript has a single exon. The record is from RefSeq and is a predicted model, not a curated record.
AUGCCCAACGCUUAUCAACCUCCCAAAUUCAUGUUUUUUGAUGGAAAAGGAAAUCCCAAACAACAUGUUGCACAUUUCAUUGAAACGUGUAACAAUGCUGGCACCGAAGGGGACUUGCUGGUGAAGCAGUUUGUUCGAUCGCUAAAAGAAGUUGCCUUCGAUUGGUACACAGACGAAUUAGCUCCUGGAUCAAUCGAUAGUUGGGAUCAAAUGGAGAAAAUGUUCCUGAAUCGCUUCUUCAACACUCGUCGUAUUGUCAGCAUGCUGGAGUUGACACAAACAAACCAGUUGGAAGGUGAACCGGUCGUAGAGUACAUCGAUCGCUGGCGGACAUUGAGUCUUCAAUGCAAGGAUCAUUUGCACGAAACUUCUGCAAUUGACAUGUGCAUCCAAGGCAUGGAUUGGGACUUGGUCUACAUCUUGCAAGGAAUCAGGCCUAGAACAAUCCAGGAUUUGGCAACUCGAGCUCAUGAAAUGGAGAAUUCGUUAGCCAAUCAUGAAGAAAAAUCUGAUUAG